AUAAGAACAUAUGCUAUAAUCAGAAUUUCCUCGUCUUUCGAUCACAAUGGAUAUUAGGGUCAGUGCGGCUGCGAAGGACAGAGAUACAAGAUCACAUGUAGAGGAGAUUGAAAAUCUAGUUACACCAGGGGAUAUAAUUACUUCAGAUUCAGGUUUCAUGCGAGGACAUGGGACCUAUAAUUCUGAAGACGACAGAUUAUUAGCUUCCGUAGCAGGGGUUGUGGAACGGGUCAACAAACUGAUUUGUGUCAAACCCUUAAAAACAAGGUAUAAUGGAGAGAUAGGGGAUGUGGUGAUAGGAAGAAUCAUUGAGGUCCAGCAGAGAAGAUGGAAGGUGGAGACUCAUGCAAAGUUAGAUUCCUCUCUCCUCCUGUCAUCCGUCAAUCUACCUGGAGGAGAACUUAGAAGAAGAUCUGAGGAAGACGAAAAGAUGAUGAGAGAGUACCUUAAGGAGGGUGACCUAAUUAGUGCAGAGGUCCAGUCUGUGUUUGCUGAUGGCUCCCUCUCAUUGCACACAAGAAGUCUCAAAUAUGGCAAGCUUGGACAAGGGACCUUGGUCCAGGUUUCUCCGUCUCUGAUUAAGCGAAGAAAAACACAUUUCCAUCACCUGCCUUGUGGAGCCACCAUUAUUCUGGGAAACAAUGGCUAUGUGUGGAUCUGUCCGACCGAAACAGAAGAGAUGGACCAGACAGGGGGUUAUGAGCUCAAUUGGAAGCCAGUACAGAGGUCAGACAGAGAAGUGGUUGCUAGGUUACGGAAUUGUGUGCAGCUGCUUGCUGCUCAAAAAAUGCAGUUGUAUGACACCAGUGUACUUUAUACCUAUGAAGCAUCCCUUAACUUUAAGAUUAAGGAUAUUUUGAAACCAGAAAUUGGGUUAGAAAUCCUUGAACAGACACAACAUAGACUGGAAAUAGAGGGAACAUGAUAAAUGGACUUACAUUUUGCAUUGAAAGAUUUUCUUUUUGGAAUUUGAAUGGUUGGAAGACCACACUAUUACCCGGUAAUACAAAGUACAGAACUUAGAAUCUGACCAUCAAGUAGCAAGUCAAGUGAUCACACUCCCACAAAGACUGUGUUCAUGUAUAUAUAUCCUGACAAGUGUACUGUUUCCAUGUAAACAUGGACAGUAUCUUUUACAGCAAAGCUCACAAAUCUACUCAUUCUGUUAAAUCAUGUGGUUAAUGCAUGCAUAGUACAUGCACUUUGUUAUACAAGACUCCUUUAUUUUCAUUCUACAAUUUUUUCAUUACUGGUACAUGUAUGACUAAUGAACUGAAAAUAAAACCAAUGAGCUGUG
This is a messenger RNA of Magallana angulata, 1297 nucleotides long. RefSeq names its product exosome complex component RRP4-like. Lineage: Eukaryota; Metazoa; Mollusca; Bivalvia; Ostreida; Ostreidae. The transcript has 8 exons. The record is from RefSeq and is a predicted model, not a curated record. Bases 47 to 925 code for a protein of 292 amino acids. Gene Ontology annotation, molecular function: RNA binding. Gene Ontology annotation, cellular component: nuclear exosome (RNase complex); cytoplasmic exosome (RNase complex). Gene Ontology annotation, biological process: CUT catabolic process; U4 snRNA 3'-end processing; nuclear polyadenylation-dependent rRNA catabolic process.